UUUGACAGUUCAUUGAUAAUGCGGCAUAAUGGGCAACAACGGCAAAAUGCAAUUUUAAAACGUUGAUUAGUCGUAAUCGUCGUAAUUCACUCUUAUUAAUCAGUUUUCGGGUGUAGUGUAAAUAUACAACUAAAAUUGGUACAUAAAUAAAAUUUAUUACCAUGGAAGUAAAACAAGAAACGAGUGAGAAUGAGAAUACUUGUAAAAUAGAAAUAGAUAAUGAGACAUGUAUUGAUCCUUUGGAUUCCUUUAAAAUUGAAAUUAAAGAAGAACCCAAGAAAGAAAGUGCAUACGACGCGUUUGUUUAUUUAGAUGUAAACACUAAAGUGGAACAAGAACAAGAUGAAUAUAAAUUUACUCCAUUUGAAGAAAAGCAAACAACAAAUGAAGAAAAUUGUCACCAAGUGAAAAACGAAAUGAAAAUCGUGGACACGCUACACUCAUAUCAUAAAGGAAAAUGUACAGAUUGUCACCAAGUGGAAAAUAAAAUGAAAAUAGUGGACACGCUACACUCAUAUCAUAAAGGAAAAUGUACAGGUAAACAUGCAGAAGGAAAAGUAAAAGUUGGGACUGGAAAAACAACUUACCAAUGUGAAAUUUGUUUUAAGCAGUGUAAUGAUAAAAGUAAUUUAAAAGUACAUUUGAUCAGUCACACUGGAGAAAAACCAUACACGUGUGAAAUUUGUUUUAAGCAAUUUACUCAAGCAGGUGAAUUGAAAAGACAUUUGAGAGUGCACACUGGAGCAAAACCUCACAAGUGUGAAAUUUGUUUUAAGCAGUUUACUCGUGCAAGUCAUAUAAAAGUACAUUUGAGAGUACACACUGGAGAAAAACCAUACAAGUGUGAAAUUUGUUGUGAUCAAUUUAACCAAGCAAGUCAUUUAAAAGUACAUUUGAGAGUACACACUGGAGAAAAACCUCAUAAGUGUGAAAUUUGUUUUAAGCAGUUCUCUCUUAAAGAUAAUUUGAAAACACAUUUGAGAGUACACACUGGAGAAAAACCUCACAAGUGUGAAAUUUGUUUUAAGCAAUUUACUCAAGCAGGUGAAUUGAAAAGACAUUUGAGAGUGCACACUGGAGAAAAUCUUCAGAAGUGUGAAAUUUGUUUUAAGCAGUUUAUCCGUGCAAGUCAUUUAAAAGUACAUUUGAGAGUACACACUGGAGAAAAACCAUACAAGUGUGAAAUUUGUUGUGAGCAAUUUAACCAAGCAAGUCAUUUAAAAGUACAUUUGAGAGUACACACUGGAGAAAAACCUCAUAAGUGUGAAAUUUGUUUUAAGCAGUUCUCUCUUAAAGAUAAUUUGAAAAGACAUUUGAGAGUACACACUGGAGAAAAACCUCACAAGUGUGAAAUUUGUUUUAAGCAAUUUACUCAAGCAAGUGAAUUGAAAAGACAUUUGAGAGUGCACACUGGAGAAAAUCCUCACAAGUGUGAAAUUUGUUUUAAGCAGUUUAUCCGUGCAAGUCAUUUAAAAGUACAUUUGAGAGUACACACUAGAGAAAAACCAUACAAGUGUGAAAUUUGUUAUAAGCAGUUUAACCAAGCAAGUAAUAUAAAAGCACAUUUGAGAGUACACACUGGAGAAAAACCUCACAAGUGUGAAAUUUGUUAUAAGCAGUUUAGUAAAGCAGGUAAUUUGAAAAAACAUUUGAGAGUGCACGCUGGAGAAAAACCUCAGAAGUGUGACAUUAAAUUUGUUUUAAACAGUUUAGUGAAGCAGGUCAUUUGAAAAGACAUUUGAGAGUGCACACUGGAGAAAAACGUCACAUGUGUGAAAUUUGUUAAAAGCAGUUUAACCAAGCAAGUCAUUUAAAAGCACAUUUGAGAGCACACACUGGAGAAAAACCUCACAAGUGUGACAUUAAAUUUGUUUUAAACAGUUUAGUGAAGCAGGUCAUUUGAAAAGACAUUCGAGAGUGCACACUGGAGAAAAACUUCACAAGUGUGAAGUUUGUUGUAAGCAGUUUAACCCGCGAGUAGUCGUGCCGUUAGUUUUUAGCUCACAUUUUAUCCUUUUUCGCGAUAACGAAAAAUUUUGCAAUUUUGAAAAAAUUUCGUAAGUGCCUCGAGGAAGGGUGUAGUAAUGCGUAGGAAUUUUCUUCUUUUUGUGGAAUUUAUGGCUUUAGGGAGAGCCAGUUAGCUUUAAUAAUUGUUAGAAAUAAUAUUUCUAACAUUACAAGUAAAUAAAAAUACUAUAAAAUAAAAAUUUGUUGUAAAUUCGUAUUGUGAGAUAGAAUCUAACACGCGACUGUUCACGUUACAGAAGUGAGCGCGACUACUUCCGGGCUAACCGAGCACAUAGUUUAAAAACACAUAUGAGACUACAUACAGGAGAAAAACCUUAACCUUCAUCGGACGAGCCUCAAAAUAUAUAUUACACAAAAGACGUGCUGGGGUCUGAACGGACCCCAUUCUGAUAAUGAGUGAACUAAGCCUAUACGAAAAAGAAAACUAACAAUCAGUCCUGUGAUGGAUGACCGAAGUUAUCUUUAACGUUUGCGUUAAAGUUAAGAUAACUAUCUAUCUCCAUAACUAUUUACGUAAAUUUAGUGAGACGUAUCCGUCACCGUUAUGAAAUGAGUUAGUUCUUAAACGUUAAAAAAGAAGUAACAUUUGAAUAACAAAGUUUGAAGUAACAAAGAGAACCUUAUGUAGAAAUAGUACAAGUUGUAGUGAGUGCGAGAGAUUGAUCGGAACAUGGCACAGGAGGGGAAGAUAACCAUAAAAGCAGCGUUGCAAAAGUUGGUACAAUUGUACCAAUUUGAUAAAUUUAACAAACAAACUUUUGAUACUCUGAACAAAGUCUCCUGAAGUAAAAACCUAAAAUUUUGUGAUAUAAUAAAUUUGCUUCAAAUAACAUUAAACGACAUUUUUUAAAGUUUUUGUACAAAAUGUGUUGGUUUAGUACAUUUUGUGUCACUAUUCCAGUCAUUCCAGUGCAUUUACAAAAAUUUCUCUGGCAACACUGGAUAUAAGUAGGUAUGGUUCUACUUAAAAUCCCUAUGUUUAUAAAUUUCAACUUAAAAUAUAUUAAUCAUUCAACAAUUAUAUCUCGAUUUGAUUUACUUUUCAUUUUUAAUUGUUUUAAUUUCAUUAUAACCUACGUGCUUUUAAUUGUUAUUUGAGGUCUAUUUUUUGAUAUUUUUAAUUUUGUACUGCUUUAUAUUUGAUAUUAAAUUAAUAACAUGCCGCAGAAAAUCAUAGGACAACCUGAAGCAGCGGUCUUCGUUGAAUAUUUACGUGAUUUCUAUCUAAAAACAAGUCAAAAAAUGAACCUAUCCUUACAUAAUUACAAAGACAAAGAACUGUCAAGAAAUAACGCAGGUAGUUAAGUUAAAUAUGAUACAUCACACCAAUUCAAUGAUUUUAACUCAACUACAGGAUAACUUUAUGUUAUAUUUAACGUGAGUGAUUUAUCACAGGGCUGAAUACCUUUUAAUUUAAUUGUAUUGCGCUGUAAUAGUUUUAAGUUAAAUUUAAGAUGAUUUGUAUAAAAAUGGCCGUAAAUAAACAUUACAUUACAUUUAGCGUAAUAAAAUAAAAAAAAAAUCAAAAUGUAAUUCCGUACAGGUUGGAAUAAAUUUUAUAUCAAAGUUUAGGUGAAUACAAAAGAUAUUUUCAAAAAAGUAUCCAAAUCAUAUGAGGGAAUCAUUGUUUAAAUAAAUAAAAAGGGGUCAUUUUUGCACAAUAUUUACUUUUUUAAUUGCUGAGGUAAUUUACAUUUUAAAGAAGGUCUUUAGGGUUUUCUCUACAAAGCUGAAGGACAAAUAUUUCACCUAAGACUUAGUAAAUUAAAUUUGACCCCCUAUUUAUUUAAUUAAUUAUAUAU
Diabrotica virgifera virgifera (western corn rootworm) is the source of this 3830-nucleotide messenger RNA. RefSeq names its product zinc finger protein 664-like. Gene Ontology annotation, molecular function: DNA-binding transcription factor activity, RNA polymerase II-specific; RNA polymerase II cis-regulatory region sequence-specific DNA binding. The transcript has 3 exons. Gene Ontology annotation, biological process: regulation of cytokine production; regulation of immune system process; negative regulation of transcription by RNA polymerase II. The record is from RefSeq and is a predicted model, not a curated record. NCBI's taxonomy places the organism in Eukaryota, Metazoa, Arthropoda, Insecta, Coleoptera, Chrysomelidae. The coding region runs from base 162 to 1730 and encodes 522 amino acids.